GCAUCUUGAAAGGAAUUUUUUAAAUAGAUGAAAAAUGAUUGGAAAAAAAGCACAAAGUGUGCAGUGUAGUGACAAAAUAAGUAUCUGAACUAGAAAUAUAAUCUUUGAAUCAAAAGUGCCAUUCGAUUUCAAGAAGUCAAUGCAGAUAUUUCAAGAUAACCUGCAAUUGCAAAUAAAUGAACGGAAAUAGGUUCUACUUGUAAGAAAUGAAUGUUUAUAAUUGGGAGCAACUAAAUCUAGAAAAACAUUGUUAAAUGUUCUGAAUAAUUGGAAAAUAUUCAAUCAGUUCUCAUCUCUUUCACUAACUGUUUAAUCGCUCUAGUAAUGAUAAUGUAAUCAGGAGCUGAAGCACUAUUACACACUGAAUAAUGGAGAGUUUUAAAAAAAAGUUUAGUCGAUUUGAAAUGCACCUCUUUAGUCUGUUUUAUUGAAGAACCAUAUAAAGCGUUCAGGGUGUGUGACGUGGAUCCAAUCACUUAGUGUGUAAAUGAAGUGGGAGCUUUAAGUUUGAUUUAUUUCAGUCAGUGAUUCUGCUAUUAACGCCACGGGGCUGGGGAUAAUUAGACUGCGUUAAUUAAAAAUUCUGCAUGUCUCGUUUCCUCGAUCUGUAUUCUUGUCUCUCUUUUCUGUUUAUCCCAGAAAACUCCACUGCACAAGGAACUACAUCCACAUGCAUUUAUUUGUCUCAUUUAUCCUGAAGGCCAUUGCCGUGUUCGUCAAGGAUGUGGUUCUCUACGAGUUUGGAGAGGUCGACAACUGCUCCCUAGGCUCCGUUGGCUGCAAAGCCGUCAUUGUAUUUUUUCAGUACUGUGUGAUGGCCAGUUUCUUCUGGCUGCUUGUGGAGGGCCUCUACCUUCACGCAUUGCUGGCUGUCUCUUUCUUCUCCGAGAGGAAAUACUUCUGGGCUUACAUUAUGAUUGGCUGGGGAGGUCCGGCGAUUAUCAUCACAGCCUGGAGCAUCGGUAAAGCGUACUUCAAUGAUGUAGGGUGUUGGGACAUUAUCGAGACCACUGAUGUGUUCUGGUGGAUUAUUAAAACACCCAUUUUAGCAUCAAUCCUGGUGAAUUUUCUUCUUUUCAUCUGCAUCAUUCGAAUACUUCGCCAGAAGAUAAACUGCCCAGAUAUUGGAAGAAAUGAGUCCAACCAGUAUUUGCGACUUGCAAAAUCAACACUGCUUCUGAUUCCUUUGUUUGGAAUCAAUUUUAUAGUGUUUGCAUUCAUCCCAGAGCAAGUGAAGACUGAAUUACGUCUCAUUUUUGACCUGAUUCUGGGAUCGUUUCAGGGCUUUGUGGUCGCAGUCCUUUACUGCUUCCUCAACGCUGAGGUCCAAGGGGAGAUUAAGAGGAAGUGGCGGAGGUGGCACUUGCAGAGAUACAUGGGCUCAGACACCAAAUACCAGCACCCGUCCAACAGCAGCAACAACUUCAGCACCCAGAUCACCAUGUUGACGCGUUGCAGUCCCAAAACGCGGCGCGGUUCGUCCUCCUGUCACGACGACUUGUCCUCCAUAUGAGUCACAAAACCGGAGCUGCAGACAAGCCAGCCGUAUUCUUUCAUGACAAGAACCUGUCAUGGAAACUCGCGCACAAAAACUACACACUCACUUAUCAGCACUUGUAAUAAAUUGUGCAAAUCUUUUGCUGAUCAUGUUUUGUUAAAAAAAAAAAGUUUCUCAUUUGAGCAAUUUUGAAUGUGUUUUUACUUAUUAUUUUACAUAUUAUUUUACUUUUAGGAAAACGCUGAUAGGUAAAUGUUUGAGUUGAACAUUUUUGAUCAUUUAACUCUUGUUAUUUUAUGUGCUGAGACACAAGACAUAGUUACAAAACAUAUAAUAAUGUGAUUAAAAGUAUCUCUAGAUAAAUUUUAGGUGUUAUUUUAAACUGAUUUAAAAAAUACUUAUUGGCAUUUAGGAACUCCUUGGAACGUUGAUAAGCCAUCAAUGACGAUCUGACGUUCCUGUAUUUUUGCUGGAAACAUUUUAAUGGGUGGAUUCUUGCAAAUGCCAAAAGUUUAAGCAGGAAGACCAGUGUGUGACUACAAGAGGGGUUUGGAUCCCAAACGCUUUUGUUUUUAUACACUAUCUCUCUUACACACUGACUGAUUGCCUUCUUUUUUCCCUCUAUGUUGCAUUCUCUCUUUGUUUUCCUGAUCCCUUGAUUGAGGGAAUGUUUUUUUUUUUUAUCAUUUCAGGCACUGACAAGUGCCUGGUUUCAGUGUUAUCAAGCAACACUUUUCACCCCAAUCUCUUUUUUCUGCAGGCUGCACAAUAACCUCGGAGAGAAAAUACCUUCACACGACUCAGUGAUUGAAUGUUUACAUUUACUCGGGAAGAUAAUUUAAUGCUGUACAGACAAGUGAAUAGUGUACAUAAAGCGUGUGGCUACACUUCUUGUGUAGUGUGGAUUAAUUUAUGGCUGUAAAUGCUUCAAUUAGCUACUGGCAUUGCAUUAUAGAUGAUCAAAAGCCUCCAGAUUUACGCUGUUGUACAGGCUUGUUAAUGUAACAGUUUCCGGUUCAUUGUCUGGCAGAGUAAAUGCUCAGAUUUAUAACACGGAAGAGUAAUGCUUACACAAAGAUGCCUCCUUGAUCACGCUCCAGUGGACUGACAAAAGCUUGAACUCCUAAACCUCCAUUGUGUAUAAAAUUUAUGGGAAGGUCCACUGACUUGUUAUAUUUGAAACUUGCUGUCACCGGAGUCUGAAACUGACGAGGCAGAGAACACUGUAAAGCAAAGCAAAGUGACAGGGAUGACUAGUCCUGUCACAUUAAGGCUUUUGUCAUGCUUCUCGGCUCACGCGGGGUGGACUUCAAGUCAUUCCCACGUUCAUGAUGCAACAUGGAGCAUCCAGGAGAGUUUUCCCAGAAAGAAGAAAAAAAAGAAACUGUCCUAAAGGUUUAACUGUUUUUUUAUUUUUUUAUCUUCCAUUGUAAAAAAAAAAAUAUAUUCUGAAUAUCACAGUUCAACUUGCGUUGUUGACAAAGGCAACAUGACAUUUUCAUUGCUGGAUAAUUCCAAAUAUCUUGAAAUACACAAACUAAUACAAGAAUCCUAUCAUGUAGACAGAUUAGAUUCAAAGACACACAGCUCAAUCUGAUACUAAACGUAAAACAGGAGAUUCUAAUCCAGUUUAUAAUGCCAAUUGUUCAAAGUUUUUUUUUUGUCCUGGGGGUUCUGAGGCGAGGCGGUGGAGCAGGUGCACCAUGUGCAGGGACUGGAGCUCCACAGCGCAGCUGUCCAAGGUUCAGUUCCCAACCUUGAGACCUUUGUCACAUGCUUCCCUCUUUUAUCUGUCUCUGUCCAUUUCCUUUUGAGUUGUUCAUUUUUGCAGCAAUCCCUCUUACUGAACAAGCAGGUGGCAACAAUGGGCAGAUUAUCUCUGGGAGAUAAAGCAUAAAUACACCAGAGAGAAGCAAGGCAGUAUUAAAAUUCAUAAAAGAAAGCUUCACUUAAAUUGGAUAAAGUCAUCUUGUGUUUUGCAAUGUUUUACUUCUGCAUCAGGCAAGUAGUUUGACUGCAAAUGUUUUUCAUCUUCCAUUCUCAGUACGUUUAACAUAAGAAGCUAUUUUCAUCACUUGCAUCUAAAUCCUGCAAAACUUUUGUGGACAUACCAAUGCAAACUUAUCGUUCACCAAAAAAAACCCAUUUGCCUAAACCACUGUGAUGUUCUUGAAACUGAAGUUAUUUUAUGACAUUAGCACUUGGACUCUUUCUACUGGAGUCCAAGUGCUAAUUUUGGAAGCACCUUCUACUUCCAAAAUUAAUCUGCAAAAAUUGUAAUGGCUUACAACUUUUAGAAGAAUCUAACUUUAAAAAUCCUUAGUUUGUUAUCUUUUUAACAAAGUAGAACCCAGAAAUAGAAACAGUUAUUAACGCGACACAACAGUGUAAUACUAACCUAGACUGUACUUCUCAAGCAGUGUUCACACAGCAGCAGAGACCAAAAGUCAUGAAUUGACAAAACGGAGUCACCUGCACCAUUUGCAACCCAACGCUGUUUUUAAAAACGCCACCCUUCUCCAUUCCUACUGUGCACUUUUGAAGUCCAAAGAAAACAUCUGCAAGAUAUCGUGAAGCAGAAAACUGAAAGGGCAAUGGAAAAACUGCAGUCAAAAAGUCACGGACCCGAAACCUUUAGCAUGGGAAUCUGUGGGAAACUCUAGUUUUGCUCUUGUAGUCACAUUUACAGUGUGGGCUAUCUUCAGCCUGACAUAACAAUACCAGAAAGAUACUCAGUCCUAAAAGAACAAGCUUUUUUUUUUUUUUUACUUCACUGUGGAACUGUGUAAUUCUUUAAACAAUGAUAUGCCAUUAAAAUCGGCUUGUGUGUAGCCAGAAGUAGAGAACGGUUAAAUAACAGGUGUUGGCCUGCUUGUCUAGUUUAGGGGUAUAUUUUUUCAGCAUAUUUUUCAUUGGAUUUCUGAACGCAGUCUGCUCUUCCAUGAUGUAAUCAAGGAUCAGCAUCACUUGAUGUAAGCAGCAAAGGACUGGAAGUGGCUCAGUUAGCACGUUGCCCUUGUGUCACAUUUUACACUCUGAUAUAAAAUCUGUCUCAUUAAAACCAGUAGAAGAACCAAAAAAAAAAAAAAA
Poecilia reticulata (guppy) is the source of this 4588-nucleotide messenger RNA. It is a transcript of the gene vipr1b, whose product is annotated as vasoactive intestinal peptide receptor 1b. Lineage: Eukaryota; Metazoa; Chordata; Actinopteri; Cyprinodontiformes; Poeciliidae. The record is from RefSeq and is a predicted model, not a curated record. Gene Ontology annotation, molecular function: peptide hormone binding; G protein-coupled peptide receptor activity; vasoactive intestinal polypeptide receptor activity. Gene Ontology annotation, biological process: adenylate cyclase-modulating G protein-coupled receptor signaling pathway; cell surface receptor signaling pathway. Gene Ontology annotation, cellular component: plasma membrane.